Molecule: messenger RNA, 2213 nt
Organism: Phodopus roborovskii (desert hamster)
Lineage: Eukaryota; Metazoa; Chordata; Mammalia; Rodentia; Cricetidae
Gene: Stx7
Product: syntaxin 7
Exons: 10
Coding region: 131-916 (261 amino acids)
Biological process (GO): intracellular protein transport; vesicle fusion; vesicle-mediated transport
Cellular component (GO): synaptic vesicle; membrane; endomembrane system
Molecular function (GO): SNAP receptor activity; SNARE binding
Source: RefSeq, a predicted model, not a curated record
AGGGAGGGCAGAGGGCCCCAGGUUGACAGCGGCUGGCGGAGAAGAAGGAAGCCGAUGAGGUUAGGGUGACUCCUAGAAAACCAUACAGCCUCCUUGCAUCUGAUGAGAUCAGCCAGUCAGCCAACCAGCCAUGUCUUACACUCCAGGGAUCGGUGGGGACCCUGCCCAGCUGGCACAGCGCAUCUCUUCUAACAUCCAAAAGAUCACACAAUGCUCUGUGGAAAUCCAAAGGACGCUGAAUCAACUUGGAACACCUCAAGAUUCACCAGAAUUGAGGCAACAGCUGCAGCAGAAGCAGCAAUAUACUAACCAACUUGCAAAAGAAACAGACAAGUACAUUAAAGAGUUUGGAUCACUUCCCACCACACCCAGUGAACAGCGUCAAAGAAAGAUACAGAAGGAUCGAUUAGUGGCGGAAUUUACUACAUCACUGACUAACUUUCAGAAGGCCCAGAGGCAAGCUGCUGAGAGAGAGAAAGAGUUUGUUGCUCGAGUGAGAGCCAGCUCCAGGGUGUCGGGGAGUUUUCCUGAAGACAGCGCGAAGGAAAAGAAUCUCGUGUCCUGGGAAAGCCAAACACAGCAUCAAGUGCAGGUCCAAGAUGAAGAAAUUACAGAGGAUGACCUCCGCCUUAUUCAAGAGAGAGAGACUUCAAUCAGGCAGCUGGAAGCUGAUAUUAUGGACAUUAAUGAAAUCUUUAAAGACUUGGGAAUGAUGAUUCAUGAACAAGGAGAUGUGAUUGACAGCAUAGAAGCCAAUGUAGAAAGUGCAGAGGUACACGUUCAACAGGCAAACCAGCAGCUGUCAAGAGCGGCAGAUUAUCAGCGCAAAUCCAGAAAAACCCUCUGCAUCAUUAUCUUUAUCCUUGUCGUCGGAAUUGUGAUUAUCUGUCUCAUCGUGUGGGGACUGAAAGGCUGAGUCAUGAAGGACAAGACCACUGCAUGACGUUGUCUAGGUUAUGUAGGCAGAUUCUUGAGGUCGAUUUCUGUUGUUACUUUAAGGCUAUGGUGUAAAGGAUGGCCCCAUACUUUGUCAUUUUUACUGGGGGAAAGAGGUUCUUUCCGAUUCACUCUGGUAUUUUCUAAUACUGAAGGUUUUUCUAAAUACCACUGCUGGUACAACGCCCAUGCUUGUUAUUUCAAUGACUGUUGGGUUUUGUUCACAUUGUAUAUGGCUCUCAUUUAUAAUUUAUUUAUAUUGUUUGACUGAGUUUGGGGAAUUAUUUGAUUGAUGUGUGUAUGCUGCUUAUGACUCUCUCACUGGGUAACAUGAACCCAGACUGUACUAUCUUGUUUUUAAAACUUCAAGCUUAAAUUUGAUUUGUCCAGCCAAUAUUCUCAAAAACAAAACCUUAACAUACCUGUUUAUGGGCUGUUUUACCCCUGUGAUCUACAGCAGUGCAGAUCAUUAGUGAUCUUUCAUCAUUGGAUUGCUUUUGUCUUCUCUGAAUAGAAUCAGGAAGCCAUUUCCCAAGGUGUAUGUAUAUAUGCAUUUGCUGUAGAUUGCAUAGGAAAGAUAGUAAGGAUAGAUUGAUUUUAUAUAUGGUCUGUUUAAUCCAAUGGAAGAAAAUAUAGUUAGUAUAAUGUUUGAUGUAACUUGGAGGAAGUAUCUGAAAAAAAUCCAUACUGCUAUCUAUUCUGUUUAGAUGCUAAAGAUUCCAGUUUCUUAUUGCACUGAACAAUCUUCAUACUGUCAGAUUCUAUGUUCUAUGUUCUUGGGACAUAAUUUUUACACAAGUUUUGACACUUAAAUUUAGAGUUUAUUUAGAGCACUGUUUCCCUCUUCCCCCUCCACUUAAACUGGAAACACCUUUAUUGAUGGUUUAGGACAGUUACACACACAUACAAAGACAAAUGCAAGACAAAGAAGUGAGAAUUAUAGCCCAUGGGCUAAUGUUCUUCACUCUCACAUUACUAUCUACCCAACCUCCUCAUGCCAUUAUUUUUUAUCAUCCUUCAUUGGAAUAAGAAUCAGAUGUCUGCCAAUGAACUCACUUGCCUUUUAAAAUCAAUUUUAAUGCAUUAAUCUGAAUGCUGUAAAAAGAGUUGUCUUAGUUUAACAUUUGUGUUUUAUGAUGGUCUUAUAUAGGAGUUUGCUAGUAAAGUCGUUGUUUAAUGUGGCAGGCUCUGAAACUUUUAAAUGGGAACAAGUGAAGUAGUAACUAAAUAAUUAUAUCCUUGCAAGCAGAAUAAAGAUGAUUUCAGAUGUCGGCUAA